This is a messenger RNA of Apus apus (common swift), 2494 nucleotides long. It is a transcript of the gene IGFBP3, whose product is annotated as insulin like growth factor binding protein 3. The transcript has 4 exons. Gene Ontology annotation, biological process: regulation of insulin-like growth factor receptor signaling pathway. NCBI's taxonomy places the organism in Eukaryota, Metazoa, Chordata, Aves, Apodiformes, Apodidae. The record is from RefSeq and is a predicted model, not a curated record. Bases 586 to 1440 code for a protein of 284 amino acids. Gene Ontology annotation, cellular component: extracellular region. Gene Ontology annotation, molecular function: fibronectin binding; insulin-like growth factor II binding; insulin-like growth factor I binding.
AGGCGGCAAGAAGAAUAAAAAGAAGGGAACCUUGCUUUCUUAAUUCAUUUUUCCCUCUUUAUUUUUUCCCUCGCCACCUCCGGUCUUUCUCCUGUAUUUUUUGAAGUGAUUUUGGACCGAGUUUUUUUCAGACCGUCUGGGCUUGGCUUUUUAAUUUUUUUUUUUUUUUUUUACUUCUACAAAGCGUUUUAUUUUAUAUUUUUUUUUCCUAAGUAUCGUGUGUGGCAAAGAAAAAAAAAAAAAAGCGUCGAGCCAAGUGAUUCAGGCGCUCUGCAGGGACGAGGGGUGCGCAAAGAAAGAAAGAAAGAAAGAAAAAGUUGCCUUGGUUGCUCGCGAGCUCUUGCUACCUUGAUGUGAUUAAGGGCAGCCGGCUGAAGAAAGGGCAGCGCAGCCUGUAGGGGUGCGAGCGGCUGCCGGUUCCUCUCCCUGCAGCCCCUCGGAGGCGGCGAGGGCGGUGCGUGCUGCUCCCCCCUGCCCGCCGCGCCGCGUUCCGGCGGGCCGGGGCCGGCGUCUGCGUCCUCCUCCUGCGCCCCGGCCGGGGCUGCGCGGGGGCGCGUCCCGGCGCCCCCCCCUCUGCCGGUUGCCAUGGUGCCGCGGCCCGGCGUGCUGCGGGCACUGGUGGUGGCGGCGGUGGCGCUGCUGGCCCCGCGGGCGGCGGCGGCGCUGGCGGGGCCGGUGGUGCGCUGCGAGCCCUGCGACACGCGGGCGCUGCAGCGCUGCAAGCCCCUGCGGCCCGACUGCGCCGAGAGGGUGCGGGAGCCGGGCUGCGGCUGCUGCCUCACCUGCGCUCUGCGCCCGGGACAGCCCUGCGGCAUUUACACCGAGCGCUGCGGCGCCGGCCUGAGCUGCCAGCCGCGGCAGAAGGAGGCGCGGCCGCUGCAGGCUCUGCUGGAGGGCCGCGGACUCUGCACCAACGCCACGGCGGGCGGCAAGCUGGGGGCCUUCUUGUCGGAGCCGCACGCUGUAGGAAAUUCCAGUGAUUCACAAGAGGACCGGAGUACCACCAGUGCAGAAAAUCAGGCCAUCCCAAACUUGCAAAAGGUGCCACAUCCUAAAUCGCAUCGACUGCACAUAAAAAUGGAUAUAAUCAGGAAAGUGCAAGCCAAAAAUACUCAGCGCUAUAAAGUGGAAUACAAUUCGCAGACUACGGAUACAAUGAAUUUGUCUUCCAAAUCCAAACAGGAGACUGAAUAUGGUCCCUGUCGUAGAGAAAUGGAAGACACUUUAAACCAUCUAAAGAUCCUGAAUGUCUUGAGUCCCAGGGGCUUUCAUAUUCCGAAUUGUGACAAGAAGGGGUUUUACAAGAAAAAGCAAUGUCGUCCAUCCAAAGGCCGAAAGAGAGGUUACUGCUGGUGUGUGGAUAAAUAUGGACAGCCACUUCCUGGGUAUGACGGGAAGGGAAAAGGAGAUGUCCACUGCUACAACUUGGAAAGCAAAUGAGGGCUAGGUGCCAACUCUUCUGGCAUCUGUGCAUGGGCACUGGACCUUGCAGAGACAUUGGAGGGGCUGGGCAAAACACUGUGGACUGUAUUGGGUGUGGAAUAACAAGCUCUGCCUCCUGCAGGAGGUGGGGAGUCACAACCUCUGUGGAUGCUGCUGCAGCUGCACCCUGCCACCGAAGUGUUGGCUUCCUAUAGGAUGUGUAGGGAGCUCUGAAUUCCCAUGUAAACCUGCACUAUUGAUACCCAGAGAGAGAGAAAAACAAAAGGCACUUCAGAAUGCAUUCAGGGAGUCUCCACUGUCUUUUUAAAGAAUGACCUGUGACCAAUUUGAUCCCAAAAGAUACUGGGUUUUUAUUUUAAAGAAUUUAUGGAUUGUAAGUUUGUAAAAGUAUAAAAGGAAAACAAAAAGAAAAAAAAACAACAAACCCACAAGAAUUUAAAGGUUAAGCUUUUUUUUUUUAUAGGUCUUACUUAUCUUCACGGGUAAAGUGUUAUAAAAAUCUCAAAUAACUUUUUAAAGAAACAUAUUUCUAAAAUAAAGACAUGGCUAUUUUUUUAGUAAAAUAUAUUAUGAAUAUUCUUUUAGUCUGUAUUUAAUAUAAUUGUUUUUUUAAAACUUUAUUUAAAUAUAAUGUGAAUACCAAAUACUACACAAUAAUUCUUGUAUAUACUUCUGUAUGCAAAGAGAAAGGAAGGGUAAGAAAGAUUUAGAAAUAGGUAUAGAUCCAUAUGCACACAUGACCUAUUCUAGGUAAUAGAAAUUAAUUUGUGGUGUGAAGGAAGUGUUUCCAGUAGAGAUUAAGAUUUGUUAUUUGAAGUAACUACAAAUACCAAUAUCAUAUUUCUUUUAAAAAAAUAUAUAAUUAUUGUAUUGGUAUUUCUUACAUACCCAUCACUGUGUCUUAUGCUACUGGAAAGGGUAACAGUUGCACGGAAGCUCUCAGUAAAACAUUCUUCUGUCUGUCCUUCGCUUCAGCUUGUGCAACAGGACUUACCUUUCCUCCUUUUACUAAUACGGAAUAUUCAUGGACAAAAAAAUUGCCAUUACAGUA